This is a messenger RNA of Medicago truncatula (barrel medic), 2470 nucleotides long. Its product is annotated as receptor-like protein EIX2. Gene Ontology annotation, molecular function: protein binding. The record is from RefSeq and is a predicted model, not a curated record. Bases 1690 to 2445 code for a protein of 251 amino acids. Lineage: Eukaryota; Viridiplantae; Streptophyta; Magnoliopsida; Fabales; Fabaceae. The transcript is spliced from 2 exons.
CAAAUAAACCAAAAAGCUACUUGCCAUCUUGUUCUAUGUAUAUCCAUUCAUCAAAAGCUCGUAAUCACCAAUUUGAAACCAUCUGAUAUCCUCUGGUGGGAUGAUGGCAAGCACAAAAAUCAUCAGUGUACAUAUUGUUAUUCCUCUCUUCUUCCUUUUUGCAUCAACUCAAUGUGAAGUUAAAAGCCUUAAUGUUAGCACUCUUUGCAUUAAGGAAGAGAGAAUGGCACUCCUUAACGUCAAAAAAGAUCUCAAUGAUCCUUACAAUUGCCUUUCUUCAUGGGUUGGGAAAGAUUGUUGUCGCUGGAUUGGUAUAGAAUGUGACUAUCAAACUGGUUACAUUCUUAAGCUUGAUCUUGGGUCCGCAAAUAUCUGCACAGAUGCGUUGUCUUUCAUAUCCGGUAUCAUUCCUUCUAUUCUUGGAAGAUGGAAGCUCUGCAAGCUUCAGGUUCUACAGCUAUCAAAUAAUUUUCUUACUGGUGAUAUAACUGAAAUGAUCGAGGUCGUGUCUUGGAGCAACCAAAGUUUGGAGAUGUUGGAUUUGAGUCAAAAUCAAUUAAAUGGGAAAUUGUCCCAUUCUUUAGAACAGUUUAAAAGUCUAUAUGAUCUUGAUCUGUCAAGCAAUUCAGUGAACUCACACACAGUCCAAUACCAACAUUUAUAGGAAACUUAUCAAAUCUAUAUUCUCUGAACUUGGAAGGCAACAUGAUGAAUGGGAUAAUUCCUGAAAGUAUUGGUCAACUAACCAAUUUGAAUUCUCUAAACCUACUUGACAAUUAUUGGGAAGGUACAAUGACAAAUACUCAUUUCAAUAAUCUCACAAACCUAAUUAGUUUAUCUAUUUCAUCUAAACUAAACUCAUUUGCUUUGAAAGUGACAAAUGAUUGGGUUCCACCUUUUAAGAAUUUGUUUCAUGUUGAUAUUCGUGGUUGUCAAGUUGGCCCAACUUGACAAAAUUUCCUAACUGGCUCAAGACCAAAUUUCCUUGAGCGAAAUAACUCUACAAAAUGCGGGAAUUUCUGGGGUGAUAACCAAUUGGCUUUACAAUAUGUCCUCCCAAAUUUUGAAACUAGAUCUUUCUCACAACAAUAUAAGUGGUCACUUUCCCAAAGAAAUGAACUUUACUUCCUCAAAUUCACCUACAAUUGACUUUUCUUUCAACCAAUUGAAAGGUUCAGUCCCACUUUGGUCUGGUGUGAGUGCUCUCUACCUAAGGAACAACUUGUUAUCUGGAACAAUACCAACCUAUAUUGGCAAAGAGAUGUCGCAUUUGAGGUACUUAGAUCUCUCAAACAACUACUUAAAUGGGAGAAUCCCAUUGUCCUUGAAUAGGAUUCAAAAUUUGAUUUAUCUUGAUCUGUCCAAGAAUUAUCUCACAGGGGAAAUCCCCGAAUUUUGGAUGGGUAUGCAUAUGUUGCAAAUCAUUGACUUAUCCAACAACAGUCUGUCAGGUGAAAUUCCAACUUCAAUAUGUUCACUGCGUUUACUAUUUAUCCUGGAAUUGAGCAAUAACGGUCUGUCUGGAUAGUUGUCUUCGUCCUUUCAAAAUUGUACAAGGUUGAAAACACUCUCACUAGUAAACAACAGGUUUUUAGGGUCUAUACCAAAUGAGAUAACCAAAAACCUUCUGUUACUGGCAGAGUUAUUGUUGCGAGGCAACGCAAUAACAGGAAGCAUUCCUGAAGAGCCAUGUCAUCUACCUUUCCUCCAUUUGUUGGAUCUUGCAGAAAAGUGCACGGUUUCAAACUGCCGCAAACAUACUUUAUUUAUUCGAUGUACUCACUCACCAUUUCGGGAUACGUACCAUACACCAGGCAUAUAGAGUUGGUCCUAAAAGGAAGAAUAACUGAAUACUUAAACCAAUCACCGGUGCAUUCUAUCAUUGAUCUCUCUAAGAAUAAUCUUUCUGGAGAGAUACCAGAGAAGAUAGCACAGUUGAUUCACCUAGGUGCCCUGAAUUUGUCUUGGAAUCAGCUAACUGGGAACAUACCCAACAACAUUGGAUCAUUAACAAAUUUAGAAAGUCUUGACCUUUCACACAACCAUAUUUCAGGUUCAAUCCCUCCAAGCAUGGCUUCCAUUACAUUUUUGAGCCUUUUGAACUUAUCAUACAACAACCUUUCUGGACAAAUUCCAGUGGCUAAUCAAUUUGGCACCUUCAAUGAGCUAUCAUAUGUAGGCAAUGCAGGACUUUGUGGCCAUCCUUUGCCGACUAAUUGCUCAUCAAUGUUACCUGGAAAUGGAGAACAAGACAGAAAACAUAAAGAUGGUGUUGAUGGAGAUGAUGACAAUGAAAGAUUGGGAUUGUAUGCAAGCAUAGCUAUCGGGUAUAUAACUGGUUUCUGGAUUGUGUGUGGAAGCUUGGUGUUAAAGAGGUCUUGGAGACAUGCAUAUUUCAAUUUUUUGUAUGACAUGAGAGAUAAACUUCUUUAUCUGAUGCCAUAGUAUAUUUAUAUUUUGCAUGUGUGAA